Messenger RNA from Carlito syrichta (Philippine tarsier), 1625 nucleotides. It is a transcript of the gene FBXL12, whose product is annotated as F-box and leucine rich repeat protein 12. The transcript has 2 exons. The record is from RefSeq and is a predicted model, not a curated record. NCBI's taxonomy places the organism in Eukaryota, Metazoa, Chordata, Mammalia, Primates, Tarsiidae. Bases 240 to 1061 code for a protein of 273 amino acids.
CCCUGGGACCCACCCUCAUCCUAGGGGGAGGAAAGUCGAAUUUCUCUGCCGACUGCUGGAGGUCUCAGCCACCGCUCUAACCGCUGCCUCGGCAUCCCCGGGGCGACCCUCAGUGUCGCUUGGCCGGAAGCGGAAGUGUGUGUCAGCCGGAUCAUGGCGAAUCUCGGCGCGCUGCCGGACUUGGUCCUCCUGGAGAUCUUCUCUUACCUCCCGGUACGGGACCGGAUCCGCAUCUCCAGAUGCGGCCUAAAGUCAUGUGGCACCUCCUCCGCCGGUACAUGGCAUCCCGGCUCCACUCCCUGCGCAUGGGCGGUUACCUGUUCUCGGGCUCCCACGCUCCCCAGCUGUCCCCCGCCCUGAUGCGGGCCCUGGGCCAGAAGUGCCCCAACCUACAGCGCCUCUGCCUGCACGUGGCCGACCUGACCAUGGUGCCCAUCACCAGCUUGCCCCGAACCCUGAGGACCCUGGAGCUUCACAGCUGUGAGAUCUCCAUGGCCUGGCUCCUCCAGCGGCAGGACCCCAGCGUGCUGCCCCUGCUCGAGUGCAUCGUGCUGGACCGCGUGCCCGCCUUUCGCGACGAGCACCUGCAAGGCCUGACGCGCUUCCGGGCCCUGCGCUCGCUGGUGCUGGGCGGCACCUACCGGGUGACCGAGACCGGACUGGACGCUGCCCUGCAGGAGCUCAACUACCUGCAGAGGCUCGAGGUGCUGGGCUGCACCCUGUCGGCCGACAGCACCCUGCUGGCCAUCAGCCGCCACCUCCGAGGCGUGCGCAAGGUCCGGCUGACCGUGAGGGGCCUCUCGGCCCCUGGCCUGGCAGUCUUGGAAGGCAUGCCGGCCCUGGAGAGCCUGUGCCUGCAGGGCCCCCUGGUCACCCCUGAAAUGCCCUCCCCCGCCGAAAUCCUCUCCUCUUGCCUGGCCAUGCCCAAGCUCCGGGUCCUGGAGCUGCAGGGGCUGGGCUGGGAGGGCCAGGAGGCCGAGAGGGUCCUGUGCGAGGGGCUGCCUCACUGCAUGGUCAUCGUCAGGGCGUGUCCCAAGGAGUCCAUGGACUGGUGGAUGUGACUGCUCUCUCGCUGGGCCCAUGCAGUUUUCUGUUGAGCCCCAGACCCUCUGAGCAGCUCCUCGAAGAGGGCAGAUAAUCAGGCUUGAGGGCAGGUCCCGGUGGGGAGGAGCAAGACCUUGGGGACUCCCAGACUGUUAAUUCCAGCCUCUGGGAGGCCAGAUCCCACACCUGGAAAUGGGGAGACCAUAGCUACCUCACGGCUGUGUUGCAAAGCCUUACUCCAAUAGCUCCCAACCCCAGAAGCCUCUCAGGGAAGGGUCAUCCUCAGGGUUGUCCUCAGGGAUGGGGGAAUGCAGAAAGUAGGGGUUAAGAGCGAGGGGCCCAUGGGGGGCCCAGCCCUCUGGAGGGGCCUGGAAGGACUAGCUAUGCAUGCGUGCCCACACGCUUGUACUCUGUGUGUACUCCUAUACACACACAAGAGACCUAGGGAGACAGGGCAAGCAAGACUUGUGGUUUGAUGGUUGCAAUGUUCAUAAAGGUUCUCAGCUGUAUUUUGUAUUCUGCAUUUCCCAAGUUUUCCACUGCAUAAUCUUAUUUUGCUAUUAAAGAAAAAUCACGUUUUU